AUGUCAUCUCGCAUCUCCGACUUUGCGCCGCUCAAGCGCGCCGCCACGCGCGACUCCCUCGAGCCGUGGCUCAAGUCCGUCACCAUUCUGUUUGGAAGCAGCAUGCUCGUCUUCUUCCUACCCAUUCUCGUGCUCGUUCCGCUGCGCGUGCCAAUACCGCCCGUGCUGGAGUCGCUGCUGCGCUGGGGCCCCGGCGGCGCCGAGCAGUACGAGGAGAUGAUUGCCAUCAUCUACAUUGUCUGGGGCGUUUUUCUUUUACGCGCGUCCGCGGACCCGUUGCGACACGCGUUGUUUCUCGACUUUACCGCGUGCGCCAACGUCGCGCAUAUUGGGCUCAUGACGCUCAUGGCCGUGGUCAACGGGGGCGACCGCAUCCACCUCGUCGGCGAUGUGCUGGCAGCGUGGCUGGUGCUGGGCCCAUUCCUCUACAUAUGGAGCUCGGUGAAGAGGGAGCGCAAGUCUCUGUUGCAGAGUUGA
Molecule: messenger RNA, 477 nt
Organism: Beauveria bassiana ARSEF 2860
Lineage: Eukaryota; Fungi; Ascomycota; Sordariomycetes; Hypocreales; Cordycipitaceae
Exons: 1
Coding region: 1-477 (158 amino acids)
Source: RefSeq, a predicted model, not a curated record